UGGCAAGACACAGAUUGUUUUUUAGACGCUGGAGUCUUAUAAAAGUGAAUCGAUUUUAUGUCUUUAGUUAAUAUAUUUCAUGAUGAGUAAUAAUUACAUUCGGUCUGUUAGCUGUGUAGAAGAAGAUGAUAGAUGUAUGAACAACGUAGAAAAAUCACAAUCGAUGAAACCGGAUGCAAUGAUUCCGAAUCAUAAUACAAUUAUGGCUCAGCUUGCAUUGCAAAUCGAGGUUCAGGGGGCGACUAUUAACCAAUUAUUAUCAAAAAUUAGCGAAAUGAAAACUAAUUUUCAAAUGGAACUUCAGUUGAAGGACAACGAGUUCUCAAAUUUGAGGGAAAAAUAUGAGCAGCUCCAAAAUAGAGUAACAGAAUUUGGAGAUAAUUCAUCGAAAAUUGUUCAACCAAAUUUUUAUCACCAUUAUCAAUAUACAUUGGACAAGUUUAUCAAAGAAAUUGAGUCACUGAAAAGAAAAAACAAAGAGUUGUUGAAUGAAAAAAAUUAUUUGGUAUCAAAAUUAGCAGAAAAGUGUGAACAAUGUCCAAUGGCAUCGUCCAAAUUAACUAAAUCGGAGAAGGCUGAAAACGUGGACACGAGAUGCUGUGAUAAGUUCUCCGAUUUGUAUGUAACAGAACUCAAUGAAAAUCUGGCUUUCGUUGAUGUUGUUGAUGGCGUUGUCCAAAAAGCCUCUGAUGUUAUCGAAGUCCAACAAACUCAGACAAUCGAAAAUCCAAUGAAAAUCUUCGAAGCUAGUAUCGAUAAAGUAUCAUUUACAAAGACUAUCUCAAGUGAUCUCGAAGUAGAAUCGAAUCACCUAGAUGCGACGAAGAAUGAUAUAAUUUUCACUGAAGAAAACUGCCGUAAAAUGAUCACCAAAUCCACCGGUCAUAGUGACAUAAAAAACAUCAUAAAACUGGACCAAAUCACAACAUUUAAGACUACUGUUAACGAUGAAAAAAAAAAAUUCAUAGACAAUAAAUUAGAUGCACGUUUAAAAUCUGAUCCAAUAUGUGCACUACAAGAAUUGUGUAUGUACCGAAAUUGGAGACUACCGGAGUAUAAGUUUUUCGAAGAAGGUGAUAGUACAACUUUUACUUAUUCGGUAGAGUGUACCGUACUAUCGUUCACAGUCAGGGUCGAGGGUCUACUGAAGAAAGAGGGUAAACGAAAAGCUGCUACAUUGAUGUAUCAAAAAAAUUAA
Molecule: messenger RNA, 1198 nt
Organism: Sipha flava (yellow sugarcane aphid)
Lineage: Eukaryota; Metazoa; Arthropoda; Insecta; Hemiptera; Aphididae
Exons: 6
Coding region: 80-1198 (372 amino acids)
Source: RefSeq, a predicted model, not a curated record